AUGUCGUUUCAGCUCUACAGAAAUCACUCAAGCCUUCCCAGUGAAAGCAGCGACACAUCCAGCUCUGGCCUGGGCAGCAUCAUCGAGACCCCCAAACACAUCCUCUACUCAGCCUGCAGUUUACCUCACACCUUGGACGACUUGCUGGCUGGGCUGUCGGUUCCAAAGAAAGCCGCUCGCAAGCCCGCACCAAGCCGCCCUCGACGCAGCAGCAGCCCCAGCGUCCCCGUUGACCUGGACAUGAGCGACGGGGAGACCAGCCUCUCUGACAGCGGCUCAGAGUCUCCUGUGUGUGUGGAACUGCCGCCACAGCCCUUCAUCCGCGAGCACACUGUCAGCAGCACCAGCGCUCAGGUUUCUUGGUCCGGCCCACGCAACGGGGAGUUGAUUUCCUUCUACGAGCUGCAACUGCAGGAGGCCAGGCUGGAUGGUCAAGGCAAGAACAUCCACUGGUUUUGCUCGCAGACAGAAGAGCAUCUGGAGAAUCUGACUCCUGACACUACGUACUUGCUCCGCGUGAGGUCUCUCAAUGUGGCAGGUGCUGGGAAGUGGAGUGCACCCUAUAAGGUGAGCACAGUCCUCCUGGUGGGGCGGCGGGUGCACGUACCAUAG
Molecule: messenger RNA, 612 nt
Organism: Zootoca vivipara (common lizard)
Lineage: Eukaryota; Metazoa; Chordata; Lepidosauria; Squamata; Lacertidae
Gene: FNDC8
Product: fibronectin type III domain containing 8
Molecular function (GO): protein binding
Source: RefSeq, a predicted model, not a curated record